Molecule: messenger RNA, 1338 nt
Organism: Stylonychia lemnae
Lineage: Eukaryota; Ciliophora; Spirotrichea; Sporadotrichida; Oxytrichidae
Source: the annotation of a GenBank genome assembly
AUGGGAAUACUUUUCAUUGAACUUUUGAAUGAUCAAAAUGAGGAAUUGAUAAGUUGCAAAGAAUGCAAGAACCCUUUAAGUUACAAAUCUUAAGUGCUAGACUAAAACUAUUGCUGUAGCAAUGUCGGAACAUCACUCUUGGGACUAUAUUUAAGACUGACUUCACCUCUGGCCAUCAUGAGAUAUAAGACAUAUACUGUAUCAACUGUUAAUCUAAGCUAGGUUGGAAAUAUGUAAGGUCUUGCCAUAAUUCCAAAUAAUGAUAUCAAUAGAUAAAAGCCUAUGAUGAGUCUAAUAUGCAUAAAGAGAACAAGUUUGCUUUGGAUUGUUCUAAGAUAACCUGAGGAUUGGAAAAGAUAUUAGAGUAGCAGCAAAUGUGGGGAAGCCAUAGAUCAACAAUUUCAACAAGAUCUGAAAGAUACAAUCUUGACAGCGAAUACAAUUACUGAUUUUAAGCUAAACUAUAAUUUAAGUAUAAGGUUUAAUUCAUCUAUAUUUACUAACAAUUACUUUGGAUUCAUCCUUAUUAAUCAUUCUACUAGUAUCGAAAUGCUUCAAUAGACCUCAAAGAGUAUUUUGUCUUUAGAUGACGAAGCGAAGAUGUAUUUUGAUGGAGUUUGUGAUUAAUUUGGAUUUCAAAAACCAUGCUUCAAGACAAUCGAUCUCACUGGCAAUAUCCAAAGCGACAGGAGAAUUAGCUUUGAUACAGUUAGCAAUUUCAACUAUGAACUAGGAGAUUUGAAAUAAAAAUCUUUAUCAGUUGAUGAAACUAUUUAAUAAAACAGUGGAGGAUCUGAAACAACUUUUACCUAUUCUUAAAACUAUCAAGCGAUUCUAGAUUUUAUUUGGAAGGUAAAUACAGGAUUGAGCAUUUAAGGCUUUGAUGUCUAUACCAAUCAAAAUUAUGCUCUGACUGAUUUCCCAGAGAUUUCUAAGAAUCAAGAAAGAAUCAAACUUGACAGUGAUGUGGCUCAAGACUUCAAAGUACAAAAGAAAUACAUAGUAAAUAGGGAUAUAAAGGUUCCAGCCAAACAAUAAGUAACAGUAGAUUAUAAAAUAAAUCAGGAGAUCCAGAACGCAGUAUGGUCAUUUGAUCUAGUCCUUCGUGGCUGCAUUGUUGUAGAAUUUAUGAAUAAAAUGUCAGGAUAGAUGUACAAUCUAAACUAUAUUGACGAAGUAUUUAAGAAUACUGCUGGAAUGACCUGUAAGAGAGAUGCAACUAUGUCAGGAUGUGACUCUAGCACCUGCACCUAUAAAGUCUCAGGAACUUAUCAAUCAACCAAGUCAUCAACAGAUGAUUUAUAGACUAAGAAUUUACCUUUGGCUAUCAUCUAAUGA